AUGAAAUUAGAAAACGUAGAUGUUGCUAAAUUGCAACUUAAUGAUUUGCCCAAAUUUGAUAAAUGCCCGUGUGAAUUAUGUGAUGAUGGUUGCUUUGAUCGUGCAGGAUAUGAACACUAUCCUCAGUGCCGACAAAAGCCAGUACAACGAACAAAAUUGCCUAUAAAUCUUCGGUGUCCACUUUCCCAUUAUAAAGCAACAUUUAAAUCACCAACAUAUCCAGCCGGUGGAUCAGCACACCAACGUCGUCAGCCAUUUCCUCCUGCGCCUGAUAAUGAAAUACCAAUAUCAUUUAAAAAUGCAGCAAUGUCUGGUGUUAGUUCACAACGAGAUCAUUAUCAACCUCCGCCAUCCAGCAAUAUUAGAAAACCUUUGCCUAAACAUAAUAAGCCAACAGGCAAUGGUUUACUGAUGCGGGCAGUUCCAAUGGAAACUAAAAGCUCCUAUCAAGCUGAAUAUGUUAACAGACCCAUUGUUCCAGCAUUACUUCGACCGUUAAAAGAUGUUAUGAAAGAUUCUCAUAUGAAUAUCGAUGAACCAACAGCGCCAUUAUCUUCUAUAACAACAGCUCGAACAGAUUUUCAACCGUGGAAUUCAGCUAGAUCUGAUCCCUAUGCUGAAUUUCCUUCAGUUACAGAACACGUCCUAUUUCCCGGUUCAAGUCGUGAUUUUAGCACUUCGACAGGGAGUACAUUUGUAGCGUUUCCUAAAGUAUCCCAAACAAGGCCAGCUCGUCGACUUGAAAAUCGAGGAAAUCUUAAACUUUCUGGUUCAAUGGAUUUAAAUACAAACUAUCGUGACAGUUAUGUUCAACACUCAACAACAUCAAUACGAAGUGCUCCAAGUGAAAGAAAAGAUGAAAAAGUCGAAGAUAAAGUUUAUAAACGUCGUCCAAUGUUUGCAAUUUCGCAAUCGAGCUUAGAUUAUCGUCCUUAUCCAAACCAUCAGCGAUCGCCACCAGCUGACAUGGAACCGUUCGUAUCUCAGAUCAGUCUAGGCAGUUCAUUGACUCCAGCUGUAAUUAAAAGUCAAUACCGUAUCGAUUAUGAAGGUAUCGAUGCAAGUCGGCAUACUCGUCAACCACCUGCAGCACCCAAAGAUCAUAAUAGACCCUACGUACCACCUAUUCAAAAGAUGGAUACAAUGUCUGUAACACAAAGAGAUUUUCAACCAUUGGAUAUAACCACUUUACCACGGAUUCGUUUAGUACCAAUGAAAGCAACAUUCUCAAUGAAUGAUGAACAGCUUCCCAUGGAAAAUGUUUCAAUGUCUCGAUUUCAUUUUAAGCCUUACGAAUCUAUGAAACCUAAACGACAAUAUAGUGAUCCAAUGCCUGAUAUUUAUGUUCCACCAUUAGAAAAAUUUUCAGGUGCAACAACAACCGGCGAUACAUAUCAAGGACAACCAGGGCCACGAGCACGUGCUUAUAUACCUGAAAUAAGAAUGCUAAAUCGAACUGGUGAACAUGAUCAUAGAACAAAUUAUCGAGUUGAUUAUCAUCCACACGGGCUGACAUUAUGUGCCGCUAAAGCGUUUGCAAUUACUCAAAAAAAACAAAAACCUGCGACGCCAGUAACUGCUCAAUAA
Messenger RNA from Rotaria socialis, 1587 nucleotides. Lineage: Eukaryota; Metazoa; Rotifera; Eurotatoria; Philodinida; Philodinidae. The record is from the annotation of a GenBank genome assembly.